CACUCUUAUCAGCCAAUCGGAUGUGAUGUGGUGUUCCAAUCAGAGUUCGCCAACUAACCAUAUGUUACGUUCGUUCCGUGGUGGCAGUUUUGACAACUCACGUAAAAAUAUAAUCGUUUUUGAAGAAUUCAGCUGAAAUACUGACUGGAGCGGAAAAAAUACAAAAGCAUGAAGCUCGCAGUAUUAGCAGUUUCAACGUUACUAUUUUACAUUGGAUUACCUCACGUCGCAUCUCUAGCUGUGAUGUCGGUGGACCUAGGGUCAGAAUGGAUGAAAGUAGGCAUAGUUUCUCCAGGUGUUCCCAUGGAAAUCGCGCUGAAUGUAGAAUCGAAACGUAAAUCCCCCGCCGUGAUAAGUUUCAGAGACAACACCAGGCUAUUCGGCGAAGACGCAGCUGCAGUGGGUGUGAAGUAUCCAAAUAAAUCAUUCGCUUACCUCUUGGAUCUAUUAGGCAAAAGUAUAGACCACCCGCUCGUCAAACUGUAUCAAAAGAGGUUCCCCUACUAUGAAAUAGUGCCUGAUAAGGAACGUGAUACGAUACGAUUUAAGCUAGACGAAGAUACCUACUUCAGCCCCGAGGAAUUGGUAGCGCAAAUUUUAGUAAAAGCCAAGCAAUUUGCUGAGCAUGGCGCUCAACAGCCGAUCAAAGAAUGUGUUUUGACAGUACCCGGAUACUUCAACCAAAUCGAACGCAAAGCUCUGCUACAAGCAGGAGAGUUGGCAGGUUUGAAAGUUCUGCAACUCAUCAACGAUUAUACAGCUGUCGCGUUGAACUAUGGCAUAUUCAGGUCGAAAACGUUCAACGAAACCACCCAAUACGUGAUGUUCUACGAUAUGGGCGCUUACUCAACAUCGGCUGUCUUGAUCGGCUACCAAACGGUCAAGACGAAAGAAAGGGGAUACCCGGAAACGCACCCGCAAGCCACUGUCUUAGGCGUCGGCUUUGACCGAACCUUGGGAGGACUCGAGAUUCAGCUCAGACUCAGAGACUACCUCGGCAAAAAAUUCAACGAAAUGAAGAAAACGAAGACGGACGUUUUCACCAGCCCCAGAGCGAUGGCAAAACUGUUCAAAGAAGCCGGAAGGCUCAAGAACGUACUAUCCGCCAAUGCAGAGCACAUCGCUCAAGUAGAAGGUCUCCUAGACGAUAAGGACUUCAAACUGCUAGUGAAAAGAGAAGAAAUGGAGGAAAUGUGCAAGGAUCUAUUCGAAAGAGUGAAAGGUCCGGUGCAGACAGCGUUGAAAACGGCGCAUCUGACCAUGGACAUCGUCAGCCAAGUGGUGUUGGUAGGCGCGGGUACGAGAGUGCCAAAGGUGCAAGAAGUGCUGCAGAAGUACGUCAAGCAGGACCUGGCGAAGAACUUGAACACCGAUGAGGCAGCGACGAUGGGAGCUGUGUACAGAGCUGCGGAGCUCAGCACUGGGUUCAAGGUCGCCAAGUUUAUCACCAAGGACGCCGUUAUAUAUCCCGUGCAGGUGACAUUCGAGAGGCCCACCGAAGAAGGCAGUGUCAAGCAAGUGAAACGAACCCUGUUCAGCCUGAUGAAUCCUUACCCGUCAAAGAAGAUAAUCACCUUCAACAAGUAUACCAGUGACUUCAAUUUCAAUGUCAACUAUGCUGAGCUCGACUACUUGCCACCAAAUGAGGUUCGUUAUUUGGGAUCCGCUCGCUUGUCGGAGUUCCAGCUGAGCGGCGUUUCCGAAGCGUUGAACAAAAACAGUGGCAAGAACGCGGAACCUAAAGGAAUCAAGGCUCACUUCCAAAUGAACGAGUCCGGUCUAUUGAAUUUGCUGAACGUCGAGUUGAUUGUGGAAAAGACGAUUUUGCCCGAGGAUGAAACGGGGACGUUGUCUAAAAUAGGUAGCACCUUCAGCAAACUUUUCGGCGGCGAAGAAAAACCCGUGGAAGAGAAACCAACGCCUGAAACGGCUGAAGAAAAACCGGUUGAAGAAAAAGCCCAAGAACAGCCGGCUGAAGAAAAGGAAGACAAACCGAAACAAGACCAAGUGAAAAAUGAGACUCAGAAGAACGAAACCGAAACCGCAAAGGAGACAAAACCGAAAGUAGGCACGUUUAAGGAGCCGAUCAAAUCCACGGAGCAUAUAUUGACUAUCCUGCCUUUGGAUAAGAAACAGAUGGCCGAGGCUUCGGAAAAGAUCGAAAAAUUGAACAAACUUGAGGCGGAUAUCAAGAGAAGAGAAACAGCGAUGAAUACCUUGGAGAGUUUCGUGAUUGAUAUCCAGAAUAAGCUGGAUGAGGAGGAUUAUAAAAUAGCUGCCAAGCCAGAGGAAGUGUCGAAAAUCAAAGAGGCUUGUACUGAGGUAGCGAACUGGCUUUACGAAGAUGGAGUUGAUGCUGAUACGGAAACGUACGAAAAGAAACUCGACGAGCUGCACGCCCUGACUAGGGACCUGUUUUCGAGAGUCUGGGAACACAGAGAGCGCCCUGAAGCGAUCAAAUCAUUGGACACAAUGCUGAACCACUCCUCACAUUUCCUCAACAACGCCAAGAAUCUCACCAAAAAGUUCAAUCCCCAAAAAGAUGUUUUCACCGAAGUGGAAAUCGAGACUCUGCAUAGCCUCAUCGUCGAUACCAAACAAUGGAAGGACAAAGCUGCGAAUGAACAGGAGAAAUUGGGAAAAAGCGAACCGAUCAAGCUGACGGUGAAGAUGGUGAUGGACAAGAUUGCGGCGUUGGACAGGGAAAUGAAGUACCUGGUGAACAAGUUGAAGUUCUGGAAGCCCAGGAAGGUGGAGAAACCGGUGACGGAGAAGCCUGAGAACGGUUCGGAUAGCAGCAAGAAGAAUGAGAGCGAGACGACAGACUCCAAGGAUGAGGUUGUGAUAGACGUUGGAGGUGAUGAAAAAGAAGCUGAAGUGACAGAAGAUCCGAACGAGGCCGACGCUAAAGAAGACGAACAUCUGGAGCUGUAGUGAUAUUCAGUGACUUUAGGGUAAACAAUUGUAAUGUAUUUUCUACUUGAGGUAGAAUCGUUUAGUGAAUCAAGCUGUGAAAUGUUGUUUUAAAGAUAAUGCUUGGACUGGAAUUUCUCCAAGAGCUGCCGACUUUUCUUCUUUUUUUUUUUGUGGGCGAAAAAGUUUUAGGGGGCGUUAUGCUGCAUCACCACAUUUACGUCACUUGAGGAUCAGUACCGAUUGAUUGGAUUUUAAAAGUGUCCCUCAAAUGGGGACUCAACAUUUGGUUUCUUUAAAAGGCUGCAACCACGGGUGUUUAAAAUUGCCGGUUUUCAAAAUUCCUGAGAUGAUAAAAAUUUUCAAAACAUUAAUAAUUUUGAAGGUUUUGAACAUCUUCAAACUAACGGGUAAUUUAGAUAUAUUGUAAAUUUAAAAAUUUUGAAAAAUCAUAAGUUAGCAAAAAGCGAAAAUCUUAAAAAUUCAAAAGUCUAAAAAAUGAUUGGAAUCAGAUGAUUUAGAAAAUUCAUGAAAUUUAAAACUCUUUUAGAACUUUGAAAAAAAUACGGGGCAGCUUUUGGGUAAUAGUAUAAAUUUUCUUUGCAUGAGACUGAAUAGAUCAAUUCAAACCUGUAGAUUGUAGAUGUUCUUUUUUGGUGUUACUGCAUUAUUAGGGAGUUUUGGUGUAGUUACAAAUACUGACGCAUGCGUAAACGUUAACCUUAUUUGGCACAAGUGCCGAUUGAGGGUCGAUCAAUCCCCGGAUUUCAAAAGAAAAAUUGCACAUUACAGUCACUUAGAUUUUCAAAACUUUCAGGAUUAUCAAAAUUUUCAUAUUUACAAUUUUCAAAAUUUUACAUCUUCAAUCGACAAAAUAUUUUUGAUUUUCAAAUUUUGUCAGGAUUUUCAAUUUCUUUAAAAUGUUCAAAACUCUCGAAAUUUGUGAAUUUUUCCAUUUUUUUCAGAAUCUUUGGUUUUCAAAAUUUUCAGGUUUCCAGAAAAUAUUUGGAAAUCUUCAGACACGAAAAUUUUGUAAACCAUGAGAAUUUUGAAAAUCGACAGUAUCAAAAAAAUUGAAAAUUUUCAAAGUUCUUAAAACUUAAAAAAACAAAAUCCUGACAAUAUUUAAUAUCUUGAAAAUUUUGAAGAAAGAAUUUGAGGAUAUAAAAUUUUGAUAGUCCUGAAAGUUUUGAGAUUUUGAAAAUUCUGGAGAUCUUUAAAAUCGAAAACAACGGGACUUUCGACAACUUUUAAAAACUGGAAAAUUUUGAAAACAUUGGAAUAUUUUGAAAACCAGGAAAAUUUUCGAAACCGACAAUUUCGAAAAAUUUUAUAAUUCUGGAAGUUUCGAAAAUUGAAAAAAAAAUUUUUAUUUUAUAUACAUAUUUAAAAAUCUUUAAAAUGUGAACAAACAUUUUAAGGAUAUAACAUUUUUAAAAUGAUGAAAAUUUUGAAAAUUCCGGGAAUCUUGGAAACUGAAAACCACAUCAAUUCUGAGAACUUCUAAAAUCCCGGAAAUGUUUAAAACAUUGAAUAUUUUGGAAACCGACAAUUUCGAAUUUUUUUUAAAUUUUUCAGUUUUGAAACUUAAAAAAAAAGAAAAUCCUGACAAUGUUUAAAAAUCUUGAGCAUUUUAAGAAACGUUUUGAUUAUAUAUAAUUUUGAAAAUUAUGAAAAUUUUGAUAAUCCUGAAAGUUUAGAGAUAUUGAAAUUCCAGAAAAUUUUGGAAAUUCCGGGAAUCUUGGGAACUGAAAACGGAAAUUUUGAAAACUUCUAAAAAAUCGUAAAUUUUGAAAACCCCGAAAAUUUUGGAAACCGACAAUUUCGAAAAAAUUUAAAAACUUUUGAAGUUUGGAAAAUUUAAAAUGGAAAUCUUGACAAUAUUCAAAAAUCUUGAAUAUUUUUGAAAAUGAUCUUGAGGAUAAUUAUGAAAAUUUAAAUUACAAUUUACAAUUCGUUUUAAUCCGGGGAUUGAACAAUCCUCAAUCAACAAUAAUUAUGGCCCUUAAUUUUGAGGAUAUAAAAUUUUUAAAAUGAUGAAAAUUCUGAAAAAUUCUAAAAUCUCGGAAAUGUUUAAAACAUUGAAUAUUUUAGAAACCUAAAUUUCGAAAAAAAAUUAGAUUUUGAAAAUUAAAAAACAGUAAAUCCUGACUAUAUUUAAAAAUCUUGAGAAUUUUAAGAAACGUUUUGGGGAUAUAAAAUUUUGAAAAUCCUGAAAGUUUUGAGAUAUUGAAAUUCCAGAAAAUUUUUGAAAUUCCGCGAAUCUUGGGAACUGAAAACAACGGAAAUUUUGAAAACUUCUAAAAAAUCGGAAAUUUUGAACACCCCGACAAUUUUGGAAACCGACAAUUUCGAAAAAAUUUAAAAACUUUUGAAGUUUGGAAAAUUUAAAAUUACUGGAAAUCUUGACGAUAUUUAAAAAUCUUGAAUAUUUUUGAAAAUGAUCUUGAGGAUAAUUAUGAAAAUUUCAAUUACAAUUUACAAUUCGUUUUAAUCCGGGGAUUACAAUACAAUAAUUAUGGCCGUUAAUUUCUUAUUAACGUUUACGUAUGCGGUAUUUGUGAUGGCCAAAACUGUCUGUUAACCUAAAAUGAGCUUCAGCUGCAUUAUCUUUAAAAAAAUGUAUUUGAUAAAGUGUAAUUUAUUUGUUUUUUGUUUGAUAUACUUUGUUGAUUCCAGUUUGCAGCCAAAUACUUUAUUGUUUGUAGCAGUGAAACUGCACUUUUGAAAACAAUUAUGCCAAAUUUGAACUUUGUGCAAUUGAUAAGUACUCGAGGUCGUUAGGAUUUCGAAAAUCACCACUUUUUGGUUUACAUAGUGUUACUUAUAGGUUUGUACAUUUGCCGAUGUAAAAUUUAUUUAUUUAUACGAAAUUAUUUGGAAUACGA
Molecule: messenger RNA, 5801 nt
Organism: Acanthoscelides obtectus
Lineage: Eukaryota; Metazoa; Arthropoda; Insecta; Coleoptera; Chrysomelidae
Source: the annotation of a GenBank genome assembly